AUGCAGCAGAUACCCCGCGGAAGUUGGUUUGUGGAGUGAGGUACGGGAUGUUAUUAUUUUGCUUCUAUAUAGUUUGAAAGCGCUGUCAAUUUUCCAGAAUACUACCGGGCAUUUUGGUAUCCUGUUGCAGAAAUAGAAGACUCCUCUGAAGAAGGUUUGGGCGGGAAUAACAUGUCGCUCGCUUAAAUUCAAGGGAAAAAGUCGAAGUGAGCUAGCUAGCUUAUAGCACUGGAAAUUAGCCAUUACCGUUUAACAGUAAAUACACUUUGAUACUGUCUCUGUACCGUAACGUCGGUGUUUGACUAAAUCUGGUUAUUUUGGUUAGCUGGCCUCGUUAGCACAUAAUUUGGCUGUUUCUCUGCAUAGACUGGCUUUGUUAAGUUAGCAUUGUCUGUGUUUUCUGUUGUGAUUUAGUCAACAUGUGUCUAACUCUUCGGUUAUGUGGUGAUAACACGCUAACAGAUGUGUAAUAUAAUCUCCCAACUAGCUGUAAAAUGCUCAACGAUACUUCCUCCUUCUUGUUUGUGUCUCGUUGAUAAAAAGCACAUCUGUUUUACCUCAUAGUAGUACUUCACGGUCGGCUUACAUUUACUAUACUGUGGUUAAUCCUCAGUUUUGUUGUUAUUUAGGCUGGUGUGUCCUCGUUUCCUGUCCUAAACCUGGUCUCCUGGAGCUAAAAUGUUGGAGUGUGGCAUGCUGGAGCAGGACAGACGGGCUCUGCGGAGACGCUCAGCUGUACUGUGUAAACAGCUGGUUGUGGAUGAGCUGCUCAUUCACUUGCAGGCAGAUGAGAUCCUGACUGAGAGCAUGGCAGAGAGCAUCAUGGUAUGUGAGCACUGCUGUUUAUGGACUGUAGUGAUUCAAGACACUUGUCUCAUUGCUAGGUUUGAUCAAAGAUACCAAAUUAUGGAAAGUCAACAGAGUUAGAUGGCUACAUACAAAAAAGUUCUCAUAUAAGGGAUGUAUCAUAUCAAUGAUGUACUUUAACCCUAGAGCACUAUCGCUAAAAUAAGUAACACCAUCACUCUCGCCGGGUGAUUUUUACCCAAAAUAAUAUACCCAAGAAAAAGUACUUGUAUCAAAAUAGGACAAUGCAUGACAAAUUAAAGUAGUUUUCUUUUAUUUUUUACUGUGAAAUGACUCAGGGUCCUUGGCACAAUAACAGCUGCAGGACAGAGAACCAAAAUAUGGCAUAUUUUGAGUGAGUUAAAAUGACCAGCUGACUAAAAUAUUUCUUAUCACCAUAUGAAUUCCCUUGAAAAUCACUAUUUUGUGAUAGUUAUUCAUAACCACUGUGCUAAAUAAAGAAAGCAUGCAAAUUCUAGGGCCGCUUUUACUGAAAUUAUUCGCCUACAUGCAGCUAUCAAAUCCACCCAAACCUACUUUACCCUCUAUCACUAUUGCAAAAUCACCUGAACACACGACUGUAGGGAAAAGCGGGUUUUGUACUAGGGAAACAAAUAUUCCAUCAAAGAUGUCAAAGGAAAUGCUGAAGCUACCCAAGUACCCAUGAUACUCAGACAAACGCAACAUAAUGAAAAUCACGUAAACAUGUUUAAUCGGGUGAAAAUCACCCAUCGAUGGUGUUCAAGGGUUAAGAAUUAAUUUUGUCCCCCUUUUAGGCUGAGCCAACAUCUCUGAAACGAAACUGGCGUUUGCUACAACUCUUACCAAAACGAGGACCUAGAGCCUUCAGUAGCUUCUGCUCAGCCCUACAAGAAACUGAGCAGCAGCACCUGUGUGACCUGCUCACACAAUCACCAGAAAGAGAUGGAAGGGAGACACGGGUAGAGGUGAGUUUAUACUCAUAUUAGACAGCAGAACUCGUAGGAUGAAACAAAAAUAGUCACUACAAGUAAGCUCAAGUAUCGGAGAUAGUGCAGUUUUUAGACUUUUGUUUCCGCUCACAGACUGUUCAACCAGAGGAAGCGCCAGAAGCAGAGGCAGGUCAUCUAGCAAAGCAGAUAACAGCAGAGAAGAGAGAGGUGAGCAUUGUGCUCAGUGUCCCUUACCCGAAGUAAUACACCAAGCUGAAAAUGUCCCUAGAUAAUGUCCACAGCACUAUGCAUCCCUCAAUAUAUAUUUUUAAGAGGAUCAAUAACCUUGAGGUUGUAUCGUCUUCUGCAGACUUCUUCAGUAGAUUCAGACGGCUGGAGUGAGGUGAGCAGCACCUCCUCAUGUCUGCGCUCAGAGUCAGCAUUCAGAGAGUUGAAGCCAAUCCGGGAAGAAGACAGGGAGGGAGCGAGAAGAAAGGAAGAGAAAAGAGGAAGAAGAGAUAAACAGACAGAUGUGAGAAUCAAAAACCACAUCCAUAUCAUGUUAGACAACCAUAUGGCUCUCUGACGUACUCAGACAGACGGCAGGAGGUUUCAUAAAAGCAAAGUCAUGAGUUUAGUUGUUUUGACUGCACAAACAGCUGCUUCUCCUUGAAUCUUCUCUAAUGACUGUAUUGUUUCUUUAUAGCUGUACUGAAGUAAUUGAUGCUUGUUUUUCAUUAAUACUUUGCUUAUGUGGAUUUCAGAGAUUUGUGGACUCUCCUCUCCCUCUUCCAGCCCAAGAAGGAGUUGCUGCCAAGAGAGCAAGGACACAGGGUGAGUGGUAAAGCAGUGUGGCCUGCAUGCAGGUUAAAGUAGGUGUUUGCGUACGACGCUGUUGUCAAUAUUUUUCUGUUUCUGUGGAGAUGAGGGGGUGGUGCUUGUUUAGUUUAAACAGACAGGUAAUUAGGAUUACUUUAACAUGAAGACAUUCUGAAUCUAGCAGCAGCUUGAGAGAGUUCAGCCUUUGUACAUUUAUUAUGUAAUCAUGUCACUGAGAGAAGAGUAGGAGUGCAGCUUGUGUAGCACUCAGCUGCAGUGAGUCGGUACCUACAAGCACCACGCCCCGAGAGUGACUCAUUCACAGUAUUGUUGUGCAAAGUUUACUAUCACACAGCUACUGGCGGGAACACCCAAGGAUUUGAAAACUUAGAAUCAGCAAUUUGACUCGUGAAGAGCCACUCAGUUGGUCACUUUUAUGAUGUGUGUCUGUGUUUGUGUGUGGCAGAGUCCAUGGAGUUCAGUCUUGAUGCAGACAGUCCCAUCACCACUCCUGUGCAGCCAUGUACACCUGACUUCUACCUCUCUCACUGCCAGAAGGUAAAAUACUUAUCUUCUCUGGGUCGUCAGCUAAACAGGUUUCAGUAUUUUCUCAGUUAUGCUUCACCUUUGGCCUCGUUCAUGAAAUACUCAUCUCAAGUGUAAAAUUACCUAUUAAUGGAAAAAGCAGGUUUAAGGCACAAUAUGCAGAAAUACAGAAUAUACAACUUAAUGAUUGAGUAAUGUAUAAAAAUGAGAUAUUUAAGUUGUCCUGGACCUCGUUCCUGAAAAUUCUUUGUCAUCAGAGUUUUUAGGAAUCAUUAACUCGUUCAUGCUUUUUCACUUUUCUCUAUCUAGUCCUACAGAAUGAAGUCAUCCCCUCGAGGUUUUGCCCUAGUCAUCAGUAACGUGACCUUCGAUCCCCGCGCUGCACCAGACCUUGAUCCGAGGAAAGGGGGCGAGGUGGAUGAUGAGGUCCUUAGGAAGGUCUUCACAGAGUUAGACUACCAGGUUACAGUCCACAGAGACCUCACAGUUCAGGUACUGCAGACGGAGACAGACACAAAAUGUGUUUGCUGGAUGUUAUUAAAAAGGAUAAACCAUCUAUCCUGUUUAGUUGCAGGAAAAUUGUAAAAGAAAGAAGACUGACCCUGUAGGUCACAGUGCUUUUAGAAAGUAAGAUGUGUUUGAUAGUUUCGUUUGAUUCAGUUCUCAUUUGAGCGCUUUCAGUAAGAGGACUUUUUAUCACAAAACAAACACACAACUCACUCUAGUACCAGCGGAUUUAGAGAAAUUUGGCACGAGUGAGUAUGUUGGCUGUUGAUGUCUUGCUUUAAGACAUUUUGCAAAGCUUGGGUAAUGUCUGUAACUAUAGAGAGACCUAGACUUAAGCUUUUCAGAACUAAAAAGCAACACUAAUCUGUGUUAAACACACUUUUCUGUUCCUCUGGUUCUCUCUGUAGGCCAUGAGGACGUGCAUUGAGAACUUUGGCCGACGACAGGACCAUCAGGCUGUGGACAGCUGUGUGGUGUGUCUGCUCUCACAUGGAGUAGAGGGAGCUAUAUACGGCAUUGACGGGGAGCUUCUGCAGGUAGGUUGUUUUGGUCAGUUUCUGUGUUUAUAUAUUGCUUACCAUUGAAGGGAAAAGACUUGUAACGUGUAACUCGUGUUUUGUCUGGUCAUUUUCAGCUGGACUGGGUGUUUGAGGCCUUCGAUAACGCACACUGCCCCCUGCUACAGAACAAGCCAAAGAUAUUCUUCAUCCAGGCCUGCAGAGGAGGUGAGGCACUCUCUGUUCAGAUUAACUUAUUCAUCAUCAUGACUUUUUGAGGAUUAAUAAACGUAAAACAAACAAACAAAAACAGAUUUUAACUUUACCGUUGUUUUUAUGUUGCAGAGCUACGGCUUGCUCAAUGUCCUGUUGUAAUAAGAUUUGUUGUCAGUAGUCACUGGCUGUAAUCAAGAGAUGGAUUUGUUCUCAACAGAAGACUCUUAGAUGUCUGGAGGUUGUUUGAUUAAUAGCCUUUCACCAUAAGCCCCAUUGUUAGCUGCAAUUUUUCUCUGAAGUUUGUGGCAACUCAAAGCAACGUCAAGACAAAUUUAUUACGGCAUGUCUGACAGAGGGGCACAGCUGAGUAGGAGAUGUGACGUUAGACCCAAAAAAUGUAUUUAUAUAAUAAAUCAGACACAGUAGAAAGAUAAAUGAGAUAAAAAGAUUUCAGUCUGAUGCUUCAUGUUACGGCCAUACAAUUGUUUAAAAUCAUACAAUUGUUGAUCAGAAACUUGACCACAAACUUGUGGAAGUGAUACCAUUAAAUACAACAGUGUUUGGGUCAACUUGGGUUCAGCCGUACAUUAAGGACCCAAAUUAUCCCAGUGGAUCUCAGGGUACAGUCAGUGCUCCUUGACAUGUAAAGAAACAAGGUGAGAUGAUCAUAGCCUCUGCUGGAGCAGACUCUCAGUUUUUUCCAGGUGUUGCAAGUCAUCAGAGCAGGGUCAUUAAGCACCAGUACACACAAAUGUUGAUAUGCAAAUAUAUUAUUGUAAUGGCUAAUUAAUUUGUGGUUAAAUGGGCUGAGUGUCUGUAACAUCUUGGGGCAUUUUGAAAUGAAUAAGUGAGAAUGCAGAUGGCAGCUUGUCCCUCCACAUGUCCAGAUGUUGUCUGCAGGCACCUUUAUAGCAUCAGGGACAGGUAACUAUGGUUACACCUUCAUAGCUUUCCAUUAACGACAGAGGCCAGAUGCUGUCCAUAUAUUGAUCAUAUGCAAAAUUUUAGUCUACUGUUGAACUAUUGAUUGAUAACAUGAUAGUGGUGUAUCUGUGUCUGUCAUUGAGGUUAUGAUCUGACCUCAUGACCGCUAACAUCCCUGACAAACUCCUCUGACCCCCCAGGAGGAAUCUUAAUUUCUCACACUUACUCUCCCCCACCACAGAGUCUAUCACAAGUGCUCUGCUCUAAAGCCAUCACAUGCAACUCAGGAAACUGCCUCAGCUACUAGCUUCAGUAGUUGUUAAUUGUUCAGGACAAGAAAUAUGCAGCUGUUGUCAAAAUUGUUCAUAUUUAUGAAAAAUAACUAAAUUAGUUGUAUUUUGGAUAUUAAAGCUUAAUUUUUAAAGACACAAAGCAAAGCAGCUUCCAUUCUAGGUACCUUUUACUAUCCAUUCAAAAAUGACGACAAGUUUUUACCACGGGUGAAGUCAGCUCUUCAAAAAUGUAGGAAACCAGGCAGUCAUUGGACCGCUAGGUGUUUGAUGUUAUUUUGACAAUGUCUUCCAGAGGAGAUGGAUUGUGGAGUGGAGCAGAUAGAUGGACCAGUGAGGACCUGCUCUCCAAGCUGUGAACAGAGGGAUGCUGGGAGGGAAGGACAAGGAGAGACAGGCUCCAUGCAGAGAGGGGACAUCGGUAGACCUAGGAUUAAACUGCCCCAGCGCUCAGACAUGAUCUGCGGCUACGCAUCACUCAAAGGUCAGAGAAUUUGUAAGUUUGUCUCUUUCACUAUUUUGUGUUGGAAAUAAAAGUUGUUGUUGACCUGAAGUCUACAAGAUAAAAAUUACCUUAUUUGACAAAAACAAAUGCAGUAUUAUAGAUGUAUAGUCAUUUAUAGAGAAGUACAGAGUGUGAGGGUAGAAACAAAUGUGUGUGUGUGUGUGUGUGUGUGUGUGUGUGUGUGUGUGUGUGUGUGUGUGUGUGUGUGUGUGUGUGUGUGUGUGUGUGUGUGUGUGUAAUGACUGCCUGUCUCUUUCUUUAAACUUUCUGGGCUCUUGCUUACAACCAGUGAUGCAUGCAGCCUGCUUAAAAACUAUCUUCAACAGAACCAACCAUUAAAAUGCUCAAGAAUUCUACAACAUCUGUAAACAGAUCAUGUUGGUGGAAACAAGACUGCUGCAAGCAUAAAAAUCAAAUCGUCUACUCCAGUGGUUCUCAAUUCCAGUCCUCGAGGCCCACUGUCCUGCAUGUUAUGGAUGUUUCCCUGCUCCAACACACCUGAUUCAAAUGAUCAACUCGUUAUCAAGCUCUGUAAUGGCUUAAUGACGAGCUGAUCAUUUGAAUCAGGUGUGAAACAUCCAAAACAUGCAGGACAGUGGGAGGCAGUCGAGGACUGGACUUGAGAACCACUGCUCUAAUCAAUCAUUGGAGUUGUAUUAUGGAUGAUGUUCGUGGCAGGGUUUAAUCAGAAGACUAAUGUCCAUAAAGUGGGUUAAUGUGUUUCAAUCAUCUCCACCUUCUCUCAUGUUGGAAUGAAAGAGUUCAUUAAGUGUUUCCACAACAGUCAUCAAACAAUAAGAUUUUCAUAUUGUUCAGGACUUGUAAUCUCCAGUGAUACCACCAAGUCUUUGCCUUUUUUUCAUUUGUCUCAUCUCAGCGUGUUAAUCCUGUAUUUGAUUGUUGUUUCACAAGGCACGGCAGCCAUGAGGAACACCAAGAGAGGAUCUUGGUUCAUUCAGGAAAUUAACACAGCUCUCCGACUGCGUGCCAGAGACACACAUGUUGCAGACAUCAUGGUGCAGGUGAUUAUAAAUUCAAAAAUGAAACUCCCUUUUUAAAAUGAAGCAUCUCCAAAAACUUUUUAAUUGAUGCCUUUUUCUCUGUCUCAAGGUAAACGCCCGCAUCAAGGAGCGGGAGGGUUACGCCCCUGGCACUGCCCACCACCGCUGUAAAGAGAUGUCAGAGUUCACCAGCUCCCUGUGCAAAGACCUCUACCUUUUUCCCAAGUACCAGCCCCAGUAUUGACACACAGAAGUGCACACUUAUGGACUAACACGCACAGAGCAUUCCUUGAACGGUAGCCCCACCUCGGGGACAGAAAGCAGUUCAUUCUCUGCAAAACACUGCCAAACAGUCACACAUUCCUCUGUUAGAAAUGCACAUGCAAACUAAAGAUUUUCUACUUUUUCUGUGAAUACAGCCUCUACAAACCCAAACACACCUGCAUUAACUCGUGCAAAUCUUGCAAAUGAUAUCAUAUAAUUAUACAUGGGAAAUGGGCAACGUAUUAUCAGACUACUUUUUUGUAUCCAUGUGUCUUUGCCAGUCAGAGGGUUUAAAUGUUGAUCCUUUUAAAUCAAGACUAUUUUGUUUUCCUAUUGCACAGCUAUUCGAGGUUUCAAGCUCUUUUUAGAGAUGUAUUUUUACACAGAUCUAUUUUUAUGCCUUUAUUUUGUAUGAAUUGUUUUUAUAAGCGUUUAAGGCCCAUCUUCUUUGUUUGUACAUACAAUAAUGCUUGUUGUAAGAUGUGAUCAUUUCUUGUUGUUGAACAUAGUUACAGGCAGGGGGCAGCACAGCAGAGACUAAUGCAUUUCAUGAUCUAUCAUCAUCAAUAUUCCUCAUAAGUCUGCAGUUUGAAAUUAUCUUUGCCGUCAUGAUUGCAGGCAGCUUUUAUUCCAGCCAUCAUCAGCUACAGUGCUGAUUAAACUGCAGCAGAAUUUUUACUUGUUCCUAAUUGAGAAGUUCAGAUAAUUUUAUUCACUGUUUGCCUCACAAAGAGGAGACAGCUACGGAGCAGCUUUAAAUCUCGAUCUUGAUUUUUUUUUGUCACUAAUUUCUGCAAGUGUUCAGUCAGGACUAGAGUUAGAAAUCGCUCUAACUUGCUCAUCUACCCGCUGUGUUGCUGUAGAUGUAUCCCUGCCAGGGUGGUGGGCUGCCAGGGGAAUGUGGUGCUACUUGUGAGGUCAUACACCUUUAGUAUGACCUCUGACCUUUACACUCAUGGUGUAUCUCCCUUCAUGGGAGGUGCAUACUUAGUCAGUUUGCUUGUGACAUUUUGCCGCAUGUGAUACAGAGGGAUAAAACUCGACUUUGUAUGUCUUCCAUAACUAAUAUGCAGUUUUCUACAGCGACCUGUGCCAUGUGAAGAUGAUCUAUUGGAUGAAUUUAUGACCAUGGGGCUUGUACAGUUUAUUGUAUCUCUUUGACACCCCCCAACCCCCAACACUCUAAGAAAUCAAUUUAUCAAGGCUGUGUGUGUGAGCAUUGAUGUUUCCCAGAAAAGCCCUGAGCAGGCAAAGUGUGUUUGGUUACAACAGUGUUGUAGUGAGGAAAGCUGAAUACGUGGUCGAAACAGUAUUGAUCGUUAACCAUCUGUAAACAAAGACGCUAUUAAGUAAGUGUGAGGACUUUGUGGAGGAGUUUACCCUUAUCUGGGAGGUGCUUACUCCUCUUAUCCUUUUGAUUUUUCGGGGUCAGGAAAUGUUAUUUGACAAAGAAAACAUUGGAGUGGUAAAGGGGAACUCUGCCACAGUCAGAGAAGUUUGAAGGUUGAUACUUGUUGCCAAGCUCUGCUGAGGUUCAGCGUGGGGGGCCAGAGAGAUUUGAUUUCUGUCAACGCCAAUGACUGCCAAAUGUUCCCUACAAUAAACAGGCUUUGAUUCACAAAUGAGACGGACUUUUGAUUUUUUUUUUCUUU
Messenger RNA from Xyrichtys novacula (pearly razorfish), 8978 nucleotides. The record is from the annotation of a GenBank genome assembly. NCBI's taxonomy places the organism in Eukaryota, Metazoa, Chordata, Actinopteri, Labriformes, Labridae.